Zingiber officinale is the source of this 767-nucleotide messenger RNA. RefSeq lists its product as uncharacterized. The coding region runs from base 327 to 626 and encodes 99 amino acids. The record is from RefSeq and is a predicted model, not a curated record. Lineage: Eukaryota; Viridiplantae; Streptophyta; Magnoliopsida; Zingiberales; Zingiberaceae. The transcript is spliced from 2 exons.
CGUAGGUUUUUAGUCAAUCAGCACCCGCGACCGUGGAGAUAUAGCAGAACCUUCCCUGCCAUUUCCAUCGCAUUGUUCUUCCAUCCCCAAUUUCAGUCGCUUGUGGAUCGAUAGAUCGAUCCGUUCUCAUUCGAGAUUCGUAGGCCUCGGAAGCUGCCGAGGAUCCAGGAUUUCCACCGGCGAAGCGCCGACCUGAACCGCUCCGGACGCUCUCGGCCGGAGGGGGCGGACGCGGUCGCCGAUUCGCUAGGAUUGGCCGGUGCUUGCUUAAUCCGUGCCCGCGGUGGCUUCUCCGGUUCGCCUUUGUGUGGAUCUGAUCUGGAGAGAUGAUAACGCGAUCGAAUCUGGCAGAGCAGCUGCGGGAGUACCAGGUGAGAUCUUCGCACGAGUGGGCUAUCGUCUCCUUCUUCACAUCCUCCCGGGUGGACGUGAUACUCGUGCUAUGGGAGCUGUUGAUGUUCGCUUUCAUCGUUUUCUCGGGGGUGGCUUUGUAUUUCCAGUACAUAAAAGUUGCUCUAGUCUUGGUAUUUCUUACUUUACUUAUGCUCGUGGGCAUGAAAGUAACAAGACAAGUAAGAAGGAACAGGAAGAUGAAGAGAAAAAUGCUCCUUCCUUUGUCAAUGUAAAAUUGUAGUUGUUUGGCAUUUCAAUGCCUAUAUGAACUUUUCCAAAGUAUUCUGCCAGACAAAAGAUGUAUCUUGCAUAUUUUUUUAGCAUUAAGCUACAUUUUUGGCUGAAAUGAAUGUGUUGACUCAUCAUCAUCUAUA